Messenger RNA from Zeugodacus cucurbitae (melon fly), 1379 nucleotides. Its product is annotated as decapping nuclease DXO homolog. Lineage: Eukaryota; Metazoa; Arthropoda; Insecta; Diptera; Tephritidae. Gene Ontology annotation, biological process: NAD-cap decapping; nuclear-transcribed mRNA catabolic process. Gene Ontology annotation, molecular function: mRNA 5'-diphosphatase activity. The coding region runs from base 110 to 1264 and encodes 384 amino acids. The record is from RefSeq and is a predicted model, not a curated record. Gene Ontology annotation, cellular component: nucleus; cytosol. The transcript is spliced from 4 exons.
UAUUAAAUUGUUAUACUCUGUUUAUCUUUGAUACUUUGUUGACUGUGUUUUCGCGAGUAAUUUUAAAAUUGACGUGAGGUAAUUUGUUUCUUCUUAAAACUGCGAAAACAUGUUUUCCAAGUCAAAUGCUGGCUUGAGUGUGAGACCUAAUCGUGGCGAAAUUAUACCUUUCCCUCAUUUCGAAAAACCCAGGUCGAUAGGAUAUUUUAGCAUAGUAGGCGGAGUUUUGCGAGAAUAUGAGGCUAGUGCUCAACAACUACGUUACUACAGACCUCCAUCAUCUAAGAAAUUUCCUCUUGAUUUAAAUGAAGGACUCAGAUUAGCCAUUAAAAAACCAGAAGCCGUACAAGAGGAGGGACUUGAUCACUUAUUUAAAUUUAUUUUUGAUAAUCGUGAUCGGUUAACUAGGCCUUUGUUGGGUAGCGAACACAGAAAACGCCUUAUCGCCGAAUUUGUUUGCUGGCGAGGACUCUUACGAUUAUUGAUGUGCACUCCAUAUGAAUAUCGAAGUGAUUGGUCAAUAGUUAUAACACGAUUCAAUGGUACAUUUUACCUUUGGAAACGUGACACGGACUAUGAUAAGAUGCAGCGCGCUCAAGAGACGGAACAACAACGUACAUUUGCUUCAUGGGGUUUUAAAUUUGAGCAAUACUGUCUGACAGAAUCGCCAUUUCUGGAGCCGGACACCAGUGCACCAGUUGAUGAAUGCAGCGAAUUUUCUUGUGUUUUUUCAACAAAAAUUGGCGGUCUGGAUGUACUGUACGGUGCUGAAAUGGAUGGCGUUGUAAGUGAGCAACCGGUAUUGCUUGAUGAUAACCCAACAUCUUUAGAAAAUUUAAAAUUUGUUGAAGUAAAAGUACGUCAAGGAAAUCUGAACAGAAAUCAAAUGCAGUCUUACAAACGUCAUAAAACUCGGAAUUGGUGGUGCCAAUCAUUUUUGGUAGGUAUUCAAGACAUUUAUAUGGGCCUACGGAAUGAGCGAGGACAAGUUGACCGCAUCGAACAUGUUGAAGUUCGCUCGCUACCAAAGCAAGGAAUAAACCAAUGGACACCAAAUGUAUGUGCAGCGUUUUUGAUUGAUUUCUUGAAUUACGUAAAAUCGCUAAUGUCAGAAGUAAAUUGUCCGUAUACCGUUUAUGACUUUUACUUCGACUCCAAACGCGGUACUAUAACGUAUGAAUGCAUAAGAGGAAAGAGCGAAUAUUCAUUUCUUCCUGACUACUAUAUUGAGUUAAUGAAUCCAGCAAAGAAACAACCACAAUAAAGGAAAACUUAUUUGUUAGGCUUAAAGAGUAUGUAUAUAAAAAUUUAUAUAUAUGUGAAUUGAAUUCAAGUAAAUAUUUUUCAUAAAAAAUAAAACUAAUUUUAUAUCAUUCCUA